UAUAUAAUACAAUGUACAUGAUAUGCCAAAGUAUAUAAAGGCUCGAUCCGGGGUUGAAAUAUCUUGAAGCCACAGACUUACGAUCUACCAUGGCGGACUUGGCUCUCUACGAGGAAUAUCUUGACCUGCCGAUUGAUGCUCCGGCCAACCUUCAUGGAUUUGCCUUGGAUAUAGGUGCCAGCCUGACCAAGCUUGUGUACGUUGAGGAUGCACCCGAAAAGCAGCACAGCUCUGACGGACGUAACAACAGCGUCCGGCUGCGACUAAUGACAUUCACAAACGACAAACUAAAAGUGGUCUUGGAGAUCAUCAAGCAGAAAGUCCUCCCAGAGGAUCGAGGAAGCUCACCAAUGGUUGUCAUUGGCUAUGGUCAUGGCGUUCAAAGAGCCCGUGAUCUCAUCAACACUACUCUGGGAUUAACUAUCGACUACACUGAUGAAUUCACCUCAUUUGGUGUUGGUUUCCAUCACCUGUUCAAGCAUAUACCUCUGGAGGAGUUGUUGCAUCCUGAGGAGGGGGCCAUCCCGAAAGACCACAUUGCUGAAGAGGACAGGUACCCGCUCGUUCUCAACUUCCUCGGAUCAGCUAUUAUAUACCUUUCGAUCGUGGAAAGCCCUGAUGGGAAGCCGAAGAUAUCAAUAGCCGGUACUUUGUCGAGAGGAGGGCUCUACUUCCUAUGCAUGAGUAAGAUGUUACUAGGAACACAGAAUUUUAAGGAGAUCAUGUCCCUCGUGGAGCGAGGAGACCCCACCAAUGUCAACCUGACCAUAAAAGACAGAAAUGGGACCGAAAUAACUGAACACCCGUUCGGAAAGAUAUGGAACGAAGGCAUCGAAUCGCCAAAGCGAGAAGACGUAGCCGCCGCCUUGUUUGAGAACACUUGCGAUGACAUCCGCCUCGUGGCCAGUACCGCCCUAAACGGAGCCAAAGCAAAGAGCAUUUACUUCGUGGGCUCGUUCGCUAAGGAUAACAAGAAGUUUAGGGAGAUCAUGAAGACUUUGCCCGAGUUGGAAGUUCAGCAUGGUCGCGCACCUGUCAAGGUUGGCUUCCCGAGAUAUGAAGGUUACAUUGGAGCUAUUGGCGCAUUCAUCAUAGGCGUGGAGAAGCUGUCCGACCCCGACGCCAAAUUGAUGAGGUUGAAUAUCGACAGGUCGCAGAUCGGACGUGUGAUGGCCGAGGCUGGACUCUCCCCCCAGGAGAUGGCCCAGAUGGCCCAGAUGAUGGGCGGAGGAGGUCCCCCAGACGGUGGACAUCCUCCAGGAUCUACAGGAAGUUCGCAACCCGAGGAGGUUUCACAUGUCUCCCAUUCGUGAUGAUGUUCCUCCUGAGGUCCCCAGAGAUAGGUGACGCUUGAAGUGGACAGCCUCUAAUUAGAACUACCACUCGGCUCAUUUGGUCAGAAGUUGACCACCUAUGCUCUUAAAAUGCAAAUAAAACAGAACUUGGCAAUCAACCAAGAUAGAUCAAAAUAGCACGCUGUAAAGUUCCGAGAACAAAUAACUUUUGUAUCGUUUUAUACAUAUAUAUUCCACAAUCCAAAAACAAUUAAAAUAGAUUUGUGUGACGUCACAGAGUGUUGAUGUCGUCACAGACGGCAUCCUCUAUGACGUAACACAUAAAAGUACAACUCACUUUCUGAUUUCUGAGUGACUUCAUUUGUACUGUUUUUAAUUUAUGAUAAUUGUAAUUGUUAUUCAUGUACACGUUCGUACAUUUUAUUCGCUGUUUUUAAGUGUAAUUUCGAAACGAUAUCGCCAAUCACUUCCUAUAUAUUGAAGUAUUUUAUUUGAGAGGACGAAGUAUAUCACAGCAAUGCAAUCAGUAUGCAAUUAUGUAGAAUAUCAGAUAAAUAGUUGAUAGUAAUUACAUGUACAUCGGUCUGCAGAUAGUGAGGUUUUGCAAAUCUUACUGAUUAAUGACUGUUAGUUCCAAAGAAACCUAUGUUUUAUUUUGCGGAAGGUUGUAUCCAGUGUCAUACCUGAAGGAUGGACAGUGUAUGCAUGUAAGCAAAUUCGUAACGGUUCGGAGAUUUCGUGGAAUUGAAUUCAAAAUUCGGUGCAUCCUCAAGCGCCCCUCAAACAAACGAUUUAAAUCGUCGUGACCUGCGCUUUAAAUCGCGUGCGAUAUUAAUCGCUCGUUUUUGCGGUGCUCAUGAUCAUCGUAGUUCGCAAUACCAGAGGUACAAUCAAGCUCAUAUCAAUAUCAAUUCCUACUUAUCUCGCAAACAAAUGAACCGAAUAAAUUAGUUUUUUUAGCAUAUUCUCAGAGAUUUUGUUGAAAUUACAACAAUCUGUUUAAUUAACUUUAAUGCAUUUUCACUACAUCGGUUGAAUAUACAUUGAAAGUCUCAAUGAAUUUGUUGAUAA
Lineus longissimus is the source of this 2366-nucleotide messenger RNA. RefSeq lists its product as uncharacterized. Gene Ontology annotation, molecular function: pantothenate kinase activity; ATP binding. The transcript is spliced from 8 exons. Gene Ontology annotation, cellular component: cytosol; nucleus. The coding region runs from base 90 to 1313 and encodes 407 amino acids. NCBI's taxonomy places the organism in Eukaryota, Metazoa, Nemertea, Pilidiophora, Heteronemertea, Lineidae. Gene Ontology annotation, biological process: coenzyme A biosynthetic process. The record is from RefSeq and is a predicted model, not a curated record.